AUGCUGGUUAUGUCCCGGCUCCUCGCACAGCCCCCUCUGUUUCUCCUGCCUUACCUGCAGGAGCCCUUUAUCCCUGAUGUGGAGCAGCUGGUCCUGGGGUUCCCAGGCCAGUGUCGCCGGUAGAUAGGGCCUGGCCAGGCUAAGUCUCCAACAGAAAAGUUCUGUCAUCUGCAGGAUCACAAGGUGAAACUUCAGAGAUGCCUGCAAGAGUAUUGCUGCACCCAGCUUCCAACUCCCCUUAAUGUCAGGAGACACGCGUGGUACUUCCAGGUCUGUGGUCCCAUCAAGGUCAGGCUUUUCUCCUUGACGGUCCGGGAUGAUGAACAAGUGAGUGUGUGUUGCAUGAUCACAUCCCUGAUAGAAAAGUGAGGCUGCUUUUGA
Balaenoptera musculus (blue whale) is the source of this 381-nucleotide messenger RNA. RefSeq lists its product as uncharacterized. The record is from RefSeq and is a predicted model, not a curated record. Lineage: Eukaryota; Metazoa; Chordata; Mammalia; Artiodactyla; Balaenopteridae.